Molecule: messenger RNA, 1955 nt
Organism: Phlebotomus argentipes
Lineage: Eukaryota; Metazoa; Arthropoda; Insecta; Diptera; Psychodidae
Product: protein-associating with the carboxyl-terminal domain of ezrin
Exons: 2
Coding region: 119-1927 (602 amino acids)
Source: RefSeq, a predicted model, not a curated record
CUGGACGGCGCGCGGGGCGUGUGUCAAAGUGACACGCACUCAUCGCGAUAGGAGAGUUUCUUUUAUGGAAAAUCAAUAGGAUUCAAGGGAAGACUGAGGAUAAAUGUGUGGCUGAGCAAUGGGGAGUGAACAGUCCCUGCUGAAGGGCCUGGAGAUCGAGGAGAAGGCAACGGAAGUGUCUGACUUCUGGUCAGUGUUCGCUGGUGAGCUGAAGACAGACACCAGAACUUCGCUCCUCACCAUAUUCCAGGGCGAGUCCGUCAUCAGCACGAACCAGUUCUGGGACAAGAAGAAUCCCCUCGAGAAGGCGAUAAAGAAUCUUAUGCUGUUCCGACAUCCGUCUAUCCUGAAGUAUGUCUCGUCGUGGGAGCGCGGAUCCACAAAGUAUCUGGCCACUGAGCGGUGCAAGCCGCUGUCACUGCUCAUCAAGACACAGAAUUCACUCGAGAUCUGUCUGGGGCUGAGGAAUAUCCUCAAUGCCCUGAUAUUCCUGGUGGAGCACGGGAAGACGAGGCAUCUCAAUAUCUGCUUCUCCUCCGUGUACAUCACGCACGAGGGCGUGUGGAAGCUGUCCGGCUUCGAGUACCUCUGGCCAUCGGCAGAGUUGACCAGGCCGAUCCUGGAGCUGUCGUUGCCCAACAGAUACUCCAAUGCCGUGGACAAGCGCGAGCUGGAGCACAGCGGCCUGGGAAUCGAGCAGUACGGCUUCGCCACGCUGUGCAAGGAGAUCUUCGAGUUGACAUCACAGGAGAAGAGUUCUCCGUUCCACGAGGACUUUCAGCAGUACUGUACGAAUCACCUGCAGCACACGAAUCCCUCCCUGCGCCCUGAGCUGUCGGCCGUCCUGCUUCAUCCCUAUUUCAACCACGACUUCGUGCUGAUCCACUCAUUCCUCAGCGAGGUGCCGCUCAAGGACUCUGCGGAGAAGCAGCAGUUCUUCACGGACCUCGUGGACAAGCUCAGAACCUUCGACGAGACGGACGUGGCCAUCCACUUGGGAGACUUCCUGCUCUCGCGCCUCGUUCUGCUCGAUCCCACCGCGCAGAUCUGCGUCACGCCCUUCGUUCUGGAUCCUAAGUGUGACGACAUCGUGCCGGGCGUGUUCAGCACCGGGACGUUCGUGAAGUUCAUCAUUCCCAAGCUGAAGCAGGUCUUUUGCGUGCACGACGUGCAAAUCCGACUGAUUCUGCUCGAGCACUUCCACAAGUUCAUGUCGCUGUUCUCCGAGGAGGACCUGACUGGGCUGAUCCUGCCGCAGCUGCUGCUGGGAAUCAAGGACACCAACGACAUCCUGGUCUCCAUGACGCUGCGCUGCCUGGCGGACUUGGUGGCCAUUCUGGGCGCGACAGUUGUCGUCGGCAAGAAUCGCAGUAGGCUGUUCGCCGACGGGCGUCCCCAGCGCGUCCCCGAGGCGCCGAUGCACCACUGGGGUGAGCCACGGUCCAUAUCGCCAGUGAUCGAGUCGGCGGGCCAGUUCUCCUCCCACAACAUGGUCAUCCGGGAUCACAGAGCGUCCUUCGCCGACAUCAGCAAUGAAAAUCUCCUGUCCGAGAGACUCUCGCCGGACGGCGGCGAAGCCGGCGAGCUGAGGGACAAGGAUGACGAUCAGUGGAGUGAUUGGGAUGCGGAAAAUGCCAAAACUCCAGAUCCACCCGCAGAAGCUGACCAGGACGACGGCAUAUCCGCACCAACUGCACAAGAGGAUGAGAUCCAGAGGCUGGACAUGAGGAUAAUGCCAAAGAAGAAGGCCAGCGUCGAGGAGGAAGUGGAUUUCUUCAAGGACAUGGAACCAGUGAUCGCGAAGACGCAGGUCCUCGUCAUUGGCGAGGAGGUGGCCAAGAGCGGCGCAUCCCAAGUCAGUCGCUUGCAGGCCAAUUUGAGUGAGAACGCCACUGAGGAGGGCUGGGAUGAGAGUGAUUGGGAAUAGGCUGUAAAGGUAGAACAAUUAAAGAUUU